AUGGCCCUAGUAGCCUACUCUGACUCUGAAGCCUCGGACGUGGAGCUGGACCCCACCCCAGCUCCCCCUACCGAAAGGACCAAAAAAUCUGAGUCUAGCGGUUUCCAAGUCGACCGCAGCAACCCGCGCAAGAUCCGCGUCGCGCUCCCCGAUAUCAAACCCGAAACCCCUGCCGGUCAGGAUGAAGACGAUGGUCCAGCGCGCAAAAAAAUGCGAUUAGGGGGUGGGGGAGGGCUAUCAGGAUUCAAUUCAUUCCUGCCAGCCCCCAAGCGAACAGCCGAAAAGAAAACGCCCAUGGCAGCAGCGCGCAAGCCAUUUAGCCUCAAGACAGGCGCAGGUCCGGGAUUCGAUCGCACAGCCGAUGCAGAAACAAGGAAUGAACAAGCAUCCAACGAUCUAGCAACGAAUACAGAUGCCGAGGCGAUACCGGCAGCGGGCAGUCUCAACACUCACACACCUGACACAUCGGACGCAAUGAAGAAGCCCGAGGAGGUUAAAUUGCAAGGUAAUCCGAUGAUGUUCAGACCACUAUCAGUGGGACGACCAAAGAAGAAGAAGAGCACCAGGACGGCUCCGCAGCCUACACCUGGCCCGGCAGCGAAACCAGCAGCUCCUCAAGAGUCUGUACAACAACCUUCUGCUCCCGCGGCGCCGAAGCCAAAGGUCAGCUUGUUCUCUCUGUCCUCGGAGGAAACCCUGGCAGACACGGCACCAGGACCCUCGGCGACAUAUACGCCGCUAGUAUACAAUGCCGUGGAUGAGGCACCACAACCCGGUCCAGCUGUACCGGAAUCCACAUACAUCCCUCAAGACUAUCCUCACCCAACCCCCUCCCACACAUCAUCUUUGGAUACAGUUGCCAAUGACCUCAACCUAUCCAAGGCCGAACGGCGCCAACUCUUUGGGCGGAAUGCCAUGCCUUCGCAGUCACAGGUGCGUACCUUCAACACGGAUGAAGAAUACGCCUCGAACCAAAUCCUUGCUCAAGGAGAGCUUGCUGCCACUCAGCACAACCCUGUGCGCGCGAUUGCACCUGGCAAGCACAGCCUCCAACAAUUGGUCAAUGCAGCGAGUUCACAGAAGGAUGCACUCGAGGAGAGCUUUGCAGCUGGCAGGAGGAAUAAAAAGGAAGCUGGAUCCAAGUAUGGAUGGUAG
Penicillium nucicola is the source of this 1155-nucleotide messenger RNA. RefSeq names its product PRCC domain-containing protein. The transcript has a single exon. Gene Ontology annotation, cellular component: nucleus. Lineage: Eukaryota; Fungi; Ascomycota; Eurotiomycetes; Eurotiales; Aspergillaceae. Bases 1 to 1155 code for a protein of 384 amino acids. The record is from RefSeq and is a predicted model, not a curated record.